AAAGCUUUCUGCUGCACGAUUCUCUGCACAAUAAGUUGAAGAACCAGCAAAAACGAGGAGGUGUUUAAGCAAUGUCCUAAAUCAUACUGCUUCCAUGUUGAAUAUGAUUCUUAGCACCCAGCAUUUUGUGCCUUGGUAAUUCCCAAUGAGGCACUUAUUGCUGCAGCAAUGGCUCCGCCUCCUCAACUUCGCGGCUCAGCUUGUGCAGAGAGCUCAGCAGUCUAGACAACACUUGACGUGCGAUAGAUCUAGAUCUUUUAGCUCGCGGUUUCUUCAUUAUCGUAGGCGGCUGACCUGCCUGGUGCUUACCCUGACGUUCAUCUGGGCAGCCACAGCUCUAUGUAGUUAUGUCAGGAGGAUUGAUACCUUGCUUAGCGUCAGUAGAUGGGAAAGGGCGGUCAUUGCAUUUGACCACGCGAGCAAGCCAGUUGGAUGCAUCGCAUGGCGAGGAACGCAGCAGUGCUCUCCAUAUGGCCUGCGGAUGCCAGCAGCGGAUACAGACUGCAGAUCAAAUGUCCAAUUCACGUCGGGCUACUGUGAAUGCGACAACUCCGCUGUGGUUGCCUUGGUCGGCUGCGGCAUGCACUCCUUCACGUGCUUUGACCGCUGCCGGGAGCUAGGGGCCCACGGGCUGCACUUCCCCAAGCUCAUGCAGUGCAGCAGCCAGCAGCCGCAGCGCAGCCUGGGAGCCCUCCCGCUCGCCAACGCAACCAACAGCACCACCUUCUCCUCCUCAUCCGCCCCCGCCGGCCCGGUGCCAGCGGGGCCGCAGCCCCCGUCCGGGCAGCAGUCAUCGCAGCUGCUGGUGCUCAACAGCACCACCAAACGCAGCCUCACAGGGACAGACUCCGCCACCACAGCAGCAGCAACAGCAACAGCAACCUCCGCACCCGCACCUCCCACCAGCCGGGACCCCAGCGCCGCCUCUCUGGACGCCUCCCUGGAGCUCUGGGAGGCCCUGCUGGCACCCGUGCGCGCACACGACCCCAAGCCCGCACAGCUGCUGCCCAAACGCACGGAAGACGACGACUGGUUGCGAGAGGGCGGCCGCAUGCCCCCCGGCCUCGCGGACUCGCUCCGCAGCUCCCUGGCAGCGUACAGCGAGCAGCUGGGGCAGCAGGAUGUGCCCGGGGCCACCCUGCCGCCCGCUUCGCAGCGCGGUCGGGGCAUUGUAAUGGUGUCCGGCGGACUGCGGUACAUGGUAUCCGCCUGGAUCAGCAUCGCCAUGUUGCGGCGGGCAGGGAGCACGCUCCCGGUGGAGAUGUGGUUUCCCAUUCUCGAGUACCCCACGUCUGCGGUGGUGGAGGCGUUGCGGCGGCGUGGUGUCAGCUGCCGCGCCUUCACGGUCCCUGACCUGGACCAAGCGGGGUACAGCCUCAAGGUGGCAGCCAUCAUGCUCAGCAGCUUCUCAGAGCUGCUGUUCCUGGAUGCGGACAACUUCCCGCUGCGCGACCCGGCUCCGCUGUUCGAUUCGGCCGAGUAUCAGCGAACGGGAGCCACCUUUUGGCGGGACUACUGGGGCCCCACCGCGGUUCCGGAGCUGGCCCACAUCCUGGGGGUGCACAGACGGGACCUGCCGGACAGCAGCUUCGAGGCGGGGCAGAUGCUGAUCGACAAGCGGAAGCACUGGCGCGGGCUGCGAGUCGCGCUUUACUUCAACUACUACCACAACGUGUGGUACAACCUGUUUACGGACUACAUGGGCUGGGGCGACAAGGAGACCUUCUACUACGCGUUCCUAGCAGCGCGGGAGCCCACCUACUACGUUCCCGUGCCCACUGGGUCGGUGGGCAUGAUGCGGCCGUUCUGCCGGAAGUUCAAAAGCCGACAGCUGUGUCGCGAGGUGUUCACCGGCAACAGCAUGCUGCAGUUUGACGGCUCGGGCGCGCCGCUGUUCCUGCACGCCAACCUGGAGAAGUGGUCGCUGCAGCUGCCCGACUCCUUCCCGGACUACACGCGGCGGUGGCUGGUAAUGCAGCCGGGGGGGGCGGCCUUCCCCGAGUGGAGCGUGCGGGAGAUGGGUUUGGACCUGGAGCUGUUUGCGUACGAGCAGGCUCGCGACUUUCGUUGCGGCCCCUUCUUCAGCGAGUACUACGAUGUACGGCUGCGGCAUGGCGAUGCCCCCAUCAAACCGCUGGACGGCCUCCACACCCUCAUGCCGGGUAUCGAGUUCCACCAGCUGUACCGACUGGGGCAUCGGGGCACCUACACCAACCUCUUUGAGCGAUCGCUGCUCGAUAACUUCUUGUUCGCGUUAGGGCUGCUCAGCCGUACGGUGUUGGUGCACGUGAAGCGAGCGUUACGGCGGGUGUGGGGUGGCCCACGGGUCGUUCGGUUGUUGUUCCAAUUGGAGAGGCGGUUGAGAAACACGUUGUUGUCGUACUCCAUGUGAGAGGAAUGACGGUGUGGAAGAAGGAGGAGGCCUUGAGGCCGGGGGCUUGUAGGGGGGCUGUAUGAGGGUAAUUCGCAUCUAAAAGCAGAUAAAUGAAGUACGGCUAUGUUAUUACGAUGUAGGUGCGUGUGUGGGUGAUGGGUUUGGGAGGCCGGCAAUGCCACGUAGAAACAACAGACACGGUGGGAGCAGAGGCCGCAUUCCGGAGGGCCCAUGCAUUGAUUUAACCAAGAACGCAUGAUUUUGUUUGACGGCUUUGACGACUCCCUCUUCGACUCCCACCGGCGGCAGGAUGCAUCUAUAGCUGUGUGCCCUUGUGCAUGAACAUGGACAUUGACGUCUUGGCCUGUCUUAGCGAGUGUCUCAUGGCUUAUUGGAGCCACACCCGUGAACUCCUGGCCCCUCCUGUGCUGGGUUGCUGCUGCAAAGGGGACGCGAUGACGGCGGUAUGUACUUCACACCUGCCCGCCUAGGCGUGCUGUGACAUCUGAUCCCGGGGGGUGCCGUACGUCCUGCGUGAAGCAGCUGUGCUGCUGCAAGGUGCCCGGGAGCCAGCGGCAACACGCGCGCGUGUCUGCAGCAGAAUUGCCCGCACGCGGCCUGCGUGGUGUGUGCGCGGGGGCAUGUGGAGUGGUGCAACGUUUGGCAUUCCAUUCAACUUUUGGUUUCUAACCCUAACCAAUCGGGCAGUUGCUGCUGCUGCUGGUGCAUUGCCAGCUGCCCUUUCAGGGGGCUGGUGCCGGCUGCUGCUGCUCCCACCGCCGCUGCUGCUGCUGCCCGAUGAUGUGAGGUGGCAUGCUGGGUGGCUCAACUUGACGCGCUUUGCGUACCGUAUGCGUAUGAUGUUGACCUGAUGAGAGAGAUAUGUCUGGUGAGGGGUGCUGCAUGGGGGGUUAUCGCGCGCGUGGUGAUGCUUGCGGUUAUGCAAAGCUACUGUGUGCGCACGUAGCCGACUGGUGGGCCCAGGUAGGAAGAGACCACGACAAGGUACCAAGAAGGAAUGAUGAAGCGCUAGAGCUGCGGGUUGGGUGCGACCCACCCAAACAGGAGGAGCCGCAGGGCCGAUGAUGCGGAAGAACCACGACCGAUAUGGGCACGCAGGGGUGCGCAUGGAGGGAGCUCGGAGAGGAAGGGCCUCAUGUGCUCAUGCUGGCCAUGCGUCGGUUCCUUGCGGUGUGAGGUGCUGUUGGUACGCUAGGAGGCCCUGCCUUUCAAGUACACAAUUGCAACAUCGCAUAAUCGAGGCUCCGCCGAUUGAAACGCGCCCCUUCCGCUCGGUUGAUGGCGCAUGUCGGGGGACGCUUUGCACCAAGGGCGCAUGUGUUAGGGCCGAAGGUAUAGGAGGUAUGUGGUACAUAUGUGCAUGGUCGGGGGCCUACCUAGCGUGGCCUUUUUCGUGAGCGGAUGGGGGAGACUAACGAUACGCAGCGGCAGGACGACACUUCUCAACGUAUGCAUGCGAGCAUGUGUCCCAACUGAUCAGAGCGCUUGCUAAAAGCCUUUGCUGUCGCAGCUAGGAGUAUGGUAUGCACCUUGCAUGGCGUACGACGUCAGGGUUCCACGUUGGAUGCUGGGUGUGCCGGGGGUGGCGUACUUGCCCUUCCGCUCGGGCGGACGUGGUGGAGGUGGUGUCGCUGCCCAGGCACGAGGAUCCACUGGUCUUUCGGGGGCGUGAGUGAGUGAGUCGUUACAAGCUCUACGGCUCGUAAGACGAGCCAGGAGGCUCAUGGACCCCGCAAACAACAAAC
This is a messenger RNA of Astrephomene gubernaculifera, 4140 nucleotides long. The record is from the annotation of a GenBank genome assembly. NCBI's taxonomy places the organism in Eukaryota, Viridiplantae, Chlorophyta, Chlorophyceae, Chlamydomonadales, Astrephomenaceae.